Messenger RNA from Coccomyxa subellipsoidea C-169, 7911 nucleotides. RefSeq lists its product as hypothetical. The record is from RefSeq and is a predicted model, not a curated record. The coding region runs from base 1 to 7911 and encodes 2636 amino acids. NCBI's taxonomy places the organism in Eukaryota, Viridiplantae, Chlorophyta, Trebouxiophyceae, Coccomyxaceae. The transcript has 71 exons.
AUGCUGGAACCUCGUGUCCUACAUGACAUCGUGGCCUGCACCGCAGUUGUGCAAUCACCGGACGUGCUCACGCGAUGGUGGCUGCAAAAUGCCAACACCUCGCGGGCGCCAGAUGCCGGCAUCGCCAUCCCAAUCUCGCACUUCUCCAGCCGCUGGCACCUUGGGGACGGCCCGGCUGCCAAUGACGGCGCGUGGCCCGCGCAGCCGCCCUCGCUCAGCUUUGCGGCCAACUCCGAUGAUGGCGGCAGGGGCGGUAGCGGCGCGGCAGCGCCGCCAGCCGACCAGACUCUCGCAGCCACCGCGCUGGCAAGCAUCCGCAAGGGCGUCACGCGCGUGCCGGUGACGGCCGUCACGCCGCCGCGGCCGACAUCGGCCACACUUGCCUCAACGGACGCGCAGGCCGCCAUAGUGCAGCAGCAGGCCGCGCCGGACGGGGAGGCCUACGCCUCCCGGGUGGCGCGGAGCGCCGCCCGGGUGGCCGAACUUGCAGGGGCUGCCGGGGACUCGACGGCCGGCCUGAUGUGGAGCAGCGCGCUGGGGUCCGCGUUCCAGGACGGGGGGGCGGCUGUUGUGAACGGGGCAAGCGGGGCGGUGGGGCUCGCGGAUGACGCGGUGACUGGGGCUGGAGUGCAGGCGGCGCAGGAUAUGAGCACGCUGCGUGAUGGCCUCGCGGCGGCCGUCACGCCGAUCGCGAACGCCACGGUCGCCACCGCCGCAGCCGCCAGGCAGGCUCUCACCCAGGGCAUCGAGGACACAACGGAGCAGUUUGCGCCGGUGUUGGCGCCCCUGCGGCCGGGAAGCGCGUCGGAGGCGCUAGCCCCAGCAGUCGCACAAAUUGGCGACUGGUGGCGCCAGUCUCAGGAGCGCGCCAGGAGCAGCCUCAAUGACUUCCUCACACCGGCCUUAGCCGGCGUUGCCAAUGUCGUCUCGCCGCAGAAGAGGGAGGAGUGCAUGCAGAAAUUCACCCACUGCGGCUUCUGCUCGCCCAAUUUUGACCGAUGCCUCUUCUGCACGGCGCCUUUCACGCUAAUAGACAUCUCCUGCGCGUGCCCGCCAGGCACGUUUGUGUCAAGCGACGGCUCCUCCUGCAUCCCCUUUGCUGUCGCGCAGCUGGAGAAGCUUAUUUUGGCCAUCAGUCAGCAGAACGCUGCACUGGCCGACCGGGUCAACUCCCUGCUGCAUCUGGUCGGCCCGUCGCGGACCUGCCAGGCCAACAUCCCUUUCUGCCUCCGCUGCUCCUCCCCUGCCACCUGCGCCGUCUGCUCUGAUGGCUACAAACUGGACGCAGUGGGCAAGUGCAUCUGCGACCCGACGACGGCCGGCCCAGGCUGCGCUUUCUGCAUCGUGCCGGGAUCUUGCGGCAACCCCCUGGGAGGCACCAAGGCCAACCUGAAGGCAUGCGCAGAUUUCGGCAAGCGGCGGCAGUACGGGCGGGCCUACAACUUUGUUAAGGACCCUGUUACGGGCCUCGGCCGCUGCGAGUGCAACCCCCAGUCGACGCCGCACUGCGCCGCCUGCCUCUUCCCCGGCGUCUGCAAGUUCUGCAACGCGCCGUUCGAGCUCGUGGACGGCAAGUGCGCGUGCCCGCCGCUCUACGGGCCGCCAGUGAUGGACGAGGACACCUGCCUGCCCAUCUUUCUGGGACAGCAGGUGUACAUUACGGGUCCUACGGGCCCCACCGGAUUUGGACCUACGGGCCCCACGGGUAUCGCAAUUGGCGCCACCGGAUUUACGGGUAGUACGGCCUAUGGCGUCACAGGUUUUACGGGCUUCACAGGAUUCACAGGGUUCACCGGUUUUACUGGCCCCACCGGCUUCACUGGAUUUACUGGAGACACCGGAUUCACGGGCUUCACUGGCGACACUGGGUUUACUGGAUUCACUGGAGAUACAGGAUUUACUGGGUUCACCGGAGACACUGGAUUCACCGGAACCACAGGAGACACAGGGUUCACCGGCUUCACAGGAGACACAGGGUUCACUGGCAACACUGGGGACACUGGAUUCACCGGCGCCACAGGUUUCACGGGAGACACUGGUUUUACUGGCGACACCGGAUUCACUGGCAACACUGGGGACACCGGCUUCACUGGAGCAACUGGUUUCACUGGAGACACCGGUACCACUGGCUUUACUGGAACCACAGGCAAUACCGGCGACACCGGAUUCACCGGAGACACUGGUUUUACCGGAUUUACUGGUGCCACUGGCGACACUGGAUUCACAGGGAACACUGGAGACACCGGCUUCACGGGCUUUACUGGAAACACUGGGUUCACCGGUUUCACUGGGGACACCGGUUUUACAGGAGACACUGGUUUCACUGGCGCCACAGGAUUCACCGGGGACACCGGUUUUACCGGCUUUACUGGGAGCACAGGAUUCACCGGUUUUACUGGAGACACGGGUUUCACCGGCUUCACUGGGUUCACCGGUGCUACUGGCAACACUGGAGACACAGGUUUCACUGGCUUUACUGGAGAUACCGGUUUCACAGGCUUCACUGGAGACACUGGCUUCACCGGAUUCACCGGGUUCACUGGAGACACUGGCUUCACUGGAAACACUGGAGAUACCGGCUUCACUGGCGCCACAGGCUUCUCUGGAAGUACCGGUUUCACUGGCGACACUGGCUUCGCGGGUGCUACCGGUUUCACUGGCUUCACUGGAGACACCGGCUUCACUGGAGCAACAGGAGUCACUGGCUUCACUGGUGCCACUGGGUACUCAGGAGACACAGGGUUCACUGGAGCAACCGGCUUUUCAGGUUUCACUGGCUUCACUGGAGGCACAGGUUUUACCGGCUUCACAGGAGACACUGGGUUUACUGGGUUCCCCGGAUUCACUGGAGCCACAGGCUUCACCGGUUUCACAGGCGCCACCGGAUUCACCGGAGACACUGGAUUCACCGGUUUCACUGGAAAUACUGGGUUCACUGGCGCGACCGGCUUCACAGGAUUCACUGGCUUCACCGGCGACACGGGAUUUACUGGAGCCACCGGCUUCACUGGCUUUACUGGAGCCACAGGGUUCACAGGUUCCACCGGUUUCACUGGAGACACUGGCUUCACCGGAGUCUCUGGGUUCACUGGCGACACCGGCUUCACUGGGGCCACAGGCUUCACCGGCUUCACUGGAGCUACUGGUUUCACUGGAGACACCGGGAUUUCCGGGGCCACAGGCUUCACUGGCUUCACGGGAUUCACUGGAGCCACUGGCUUCACUGGUACCACUGGUUUCACCGGCGCUACUGGCCUCACCGGAGACAGCGGCUUCACAGGCACCACAGGCUUCACUGGCUUUACUGGAGACACAGGCUUCACUGGGUUCACUGGAUUUACCGGCUUCACUGGAGCUACUGGCUUCACUGGAGACACUGGAAACACGGGUGCCACAGGCUUCACCGGCUUCACUGGCGCCACCGGGUUCACUGGAGACACCGGUUUCACUGGCUUCACCGGAGCCACUGGCUUCACUGGUGCAACAGGUUUCACCGGAGACACAGGGUUCACCGGGUUCACUGGAUUCACUGGGUUUACUGGAGACACCGGCUUCACCGGAGCAACAGGAUUUACUGGCUUCACUGGAGCCACCGGGAUCACGGGAGACACAGGUAUCACGGGAGCCACUGGUUUCACUGGAGCAACUGGCUACACCGGAUUCACUGGAAACACAGGCUCAACUGGAUCAACUGGUGCCACGGGCUUCACUGGAGCCACAGGUUACACUGGAACCACUGGCUUCACCGGCUUCACUGGAGACACUGGCUUCACUGGGAAUACCGGGGACACCGGCUUCACCGGCGUCACUGGCUUCACUGGAGCAACAGGGUUCACUGGUUCCACUGGAGACACCGGAUUCACGGGAGCUACUGGCUUCACCGGCUUUACUGGAGCAACGGGCUUCACCGGAAGCACUGGUUUCACUGGGACCACCGGCUUUACCGGCGCCACCGGCUUCACCGGCUUCACGGGAUUCACUGGCACGACAGGAGCCACCGGUUUCACAGGCUUCACUGGAGCCACCGGUUUUACCGGCUUUACUGGAUUCACUGGGGCCACGGGCUUCACUGGAGCUACCGGCAGCACAGGAUUCACUGGCUUCACGGGUGACACCGGAAUCACUGGAGCCACUGGCUUUACCGGAGACACUGGCUUCACUGGAACAACCGGAUUCACUGGCUUCACGGGAGACACUGGCUUUACUGGAGCUACUGGCUUCACUGGAACCACAGGUUUCACCGGCGCUACAGGUUUCACUGGCUUCACAGGAGACACUGGGAUCACUGGAGGGACCGGAUUCACUGGAAGUACCGGCUUCACCGGUAACACAGGAUCCACCGGAGCCACGGGUAUCACUGGCUUCACUGGAGCCACCGGCUUCACUGGAGACACCGGUUUCACUGGCGCUACAGGCUUCACCGGCUUCACGGGAGACACUGGCUUCACUGGUGCCACUGGGUCUACCGGAUUCACUGGCGCAACCGGAUUCACAGGUUUCACCGGUGCCACUGGCUUUACCGGUUUCACCGGAGGUACUGGCUACACUGGCACCACUGGCUUUACUGGCGCCACAGGAUUCACUGGCUUCACCGGAGACACUGGGAUCACUGGCGCCACUGGCUUCACCGGCAGCACUGGUUUCACUGGAACUACCGGAUUCACUGGUUUUACCGGAGACACUGGCUUUACCGGUUCCACUGGUGCCACUGGCUUCACGGGAGCCACCGGAUUCACUGGAGGCACAGGCUUCACCGGCUUCACUGGAAGCACGGGCUUCACCGGUGCUAUUGGCUUCACCGGUGCCACCGGUUUUACCGGUUUCACUGGAGACACUGGCUUCACCGGUUCUACUGGAUUCACUGGGUUCACUGGGGACACCGGUUUUACCGGAGCAACCGGCUUUACUGGCGCUACUGGGAACACUGGCUUCACCGGAGCUACAGGAUUCACUGGCACUACCGGGUUCACUGGCUUCACCGGAGACACAGGCUUCACUGGUGCCACUGGCUCUACUGGGUUCACUGGCAGCACUGGAUUCUCUGGUGCUACUGGCUUCUCUGGAGCUACAGGGUUCACUGGAUUCACCGGUGCCACGGGUUUCACCGGAGACACUGGAGCCACCGGCUUCAGUGGAGCAACAGGCUUUACCGGCAGCACUGGAGGCACCGGUGCCACAGGAUACAGCGGUUUCACUGGCGCUACCGGUUUUACUGGAGACUCUGGUUUCACCGGCACCACUGGAGCAACUGGAUAUACUGGCUCUACUGGCUUCACCGGCGCCACUGGUUUUACUGGCUUCACUGGAGCAACUGGCUACACCGGAGCCACAGGCUUCACCGGAUUCACUGGAGACACCGGAUUUACUGGUUUUACCGGGAACACCGGCUUCACCGGCGCCACUGGGUUCACUGGCAGCACAGGCGCUACAGGCUUCACCGGUGCUACGGGACUCACCGGAUUUACGGGCGCUACGGGCUCCACCGGUACAAGUGGCAGUACUGGCUUUACGGGGGCAACUGGCUUCACGGGCGUCACUGGAGCUACAGGCUUCACUGGGUCCACGGGCUUCACUGGAAGCACUGGCUUUACUGGCAGCACUGGUUUUACUGGCGCCACUGGUUCCACUGGAGCAACUGGCGACACUGGGUUCACUGGAAACACUGGCUUCACUGGAAACACCGGUUUCACAGGUGGUACAGGCGCAACAGGUUACACUGGCGCCACCGGCUUCACAGGCUUUACUGGCACAACCGGAGACACUGGUAUAACUGGAAGCACUGGCUACACAGGCUCUACUGGCGCAACAGGCUUCUCUGGAGCAACAGGCUUUACUGGAUUCACUGGAGACACUGGCUUCACCGGGGCAACUGGCUUCACUGGGUCGACUGGAGUCACUGGGUUCACUGGUGGAACAGGAUACACCGGGUUUACUGGAAGCACGGGAGCCACCGGCUUCACUGGCGUCACUGGCUUCACCGGAGACACCGGCGCAACAGGUUUCUCCGGUGCCACGGGAGCCACUGGAGUCACUGGGAGCACGGGCUUCACUGGAAGCACUGGCUUCACCGGUGCAACAGGUUUCACCGGAGACACUGGAGCCACCGGUCUCACUGGAGCAAGCGGCUUCACUGGCAACACUGGCUUCACCGGCGCCACAGGAUUCACCGGCUUCACUGGAGCUACCGGCUUCACUGGCUUUACUGGGUUCACUGGGGCAACGGGCUUCACUGGAAACACAGGCGCCACUGGCGCUUCAGGCUUCACUGGCAGCACUGGAGGCACAGGCUUCACCGGCGCCACAGGCUUCACUGGCUCCACGGGCUUCACUGGAUUCACUGGAGACACUGGCUUCUCCGGCGCAACAGGAUUCACUGGCUCAACGGGGGGCACAGGCACCACAGGAGCCACAGGUUUCACUGGAUCGACGGGAGGCACAGGAUCAUCUGGCGCAACAGGUGCCACUGGGGGGUCGGGAGCAACAGGCUUCACUGGUGGCACGGGUGCCACCGGCCUCACUGGAAACACCGGCGCCACUGGCUCCACAGGAGGGACUGGCUUCACUGGCACCACUGGUGGAACAGGGGCUACUGGCGACACAGGCAGCACGGGAGGCACUGGCAUCACAGGGGUCACCGGCGGGACAGGGGCCUUGGGAUCCACUGGAGCCACUGGCUUCACAGGAGACACGGGUAUCACUGGAGCUACAGGCUUCUCUGGCGCCACUGGAGCUACCGGCUUCAGCGGUCCUUCUGGCGUCACUGGCAUCACUGGUGCAACUGGAUUCACCGGCAGCAGUGGAGACACAGGAGUCACUGGUGCCACUGGCUCCAGAGGAUUCAUUGGAGCCACCGGCUUCACCGGAGCAAUUGGAACCACAGGCUCCACCGGCUUCACUGGAGGCACCGGCGCAACAGGAGGCACUGGUGGCACAGGCUUCACAGGCGCCACUGGCUCCACCGGCACCACUGGGGGGACAGGCGGCACUGGAGGCACUGGAGCCAGCGGAUCCACGGGGAACACUGGAGCAAGCGGCUUCACCGGAUCGACAGGUGGCACUGGUGCAACAGGCUUCACUGGGCAGACUGGCGGGACUGGAUCGACUGGAACCACAGGCGCCACCGGCAGCACAGGAACCACAGGCAGCAGUGGCAUCACUGGCUCUACUGGCUCCACAGGCUCUUCUGGACUCCAGGGCUUCACAGGGGCAACAGGAGCCACUGGAAACAGCGGAACAACAGGUGCCACUGGCCUCACUGGAGCGUCUGGGGCCACUGGCUUCACUGGCUCUACUGGGGGCAGCGGCGCAACUGGCUCCACUGGAUUCUCAGGCGCAACUGGCACAACAGGAGCCACUGGUUUCAGUGGCGGCUCUGGCGCGACAGGCUCCACAGGCUUCUCUGGAGCAACAGGCGGCACUGGCUCAACCGGAGGUACUGGAUCCACUGGCGCCACUGGAGGCACUGGCUUCUCAGGAGCCACAGGCUUCACCGGCACCACAGGUGGCACCGGCUUUACGGGUUUCUCUGGCGCUACUGGUGGCUCCGGCUUCACCGGCGCCACAGGUGCUGCGGCCACCGGAGCGACUGGCGUCACAGGAAACACCGGCCCAACCGGGGGGACCGGGCCGAGCGGGUCAACAGGGGCCGUGGGCACGAGUGGAGCUACCGGAUCAACAGGAGUCACUGGAACAACCGGCACCAGUGGACCCACCGGCUUCUCUGGCGGCACUGGUUCCACUGGCCCUGGUAUCACAGGAGCCACCGGCGUCACUGGCCCCACCGGUCCCACUGGCCCUACAGGUUUCACGGGCGGAACAGGCGGCACGGGCGGCACAGGCUUUGCCGCGACGGGCGCCACGGGACCGACCGGCCCAACCGGCGCGCAGGGAGUCACGGGCGGCGCAGGAUGA